Anoplopoma fimbria (sablefish) is the source of this 1539-nucleotide messenger RNA. RefSeq names its product general transcription factor II-I repeat domain-containing protein 2-like. The transcript has 3 exons. NCBI's taxonomy places the organism in Eukaryota, Metazoa, Chordata, Actinopteri, Perciformes, Anoplopomatidae. The coding region runs from base 1 to 1539 and encodes 512 amino acids. The record is from RefSeq and is a predicted model, not a curated record.
AUGCAUUCUCACCAGUUCGCAAAAUACACAGGCGAGGACCGAAAGGUAAAGGCGGCAAACUUGCUAAUGAAGCUAGAAACACAGCAGCAAACUUUACUUCAGCCAUCCACUGCACAAGAAAAUGCCACCCUUGCAAGUUAUCGCAUUAGCAACAUCAUUGUCAGAAGUGGACACGCUUUUGCUGCGGGUGAUUUUGUAAAAGAGUGUCUGACAGUUGCUGCUGAAGCUGUGUGUCCAACUCAGAAGCGGGCUUUUUCUCAAAUAAGCCUGUCACGGAACACGGUGACCCGCCGCGUUGAGGACAUGGCCGAAGACGUUCGGGGCCAGAUAGCCCAAAGAGCAGGUCGGUUUUCUGCCUUCUCCAUCGCAUGCGAUGAAAGCACCGACAUAUCGGACUCAGCACAGUUGCUGGUGUUUUUGCGAGGCGUCAAUGAGGACUUUGAAGUGUGCCAAGAACUAGCGGGCCUUGAAACACUGAAAGGGACGACAAGAGGGAUCGAUAUUUUUAAGGCAGUGGAGCAAGUUAUGGACAAGAAUGGUUUGAAGUGGGAAAACCUAUCUGGCAUCACGACUGAUGGAGCCCGGCCAUGGUCGGAGCAACUGUGCGCUAAGAAUAUCGGCCUAAAGAACGUGAUGCAGGAUGUCGUUGGCAUUGUCAAUAAUAUUCGCUCAAAGGCGCUCUCACACCGUCAGUUCAAAGCUGUUGUUGAUGAGAUGGAUGCCCAGUAUGGGGAUGUAUUGUACCACCAGGAGGUGCGGUGGCUGAGCCGCGGGAAAGUUUUGCGACGUUUCUUUGAGCUGCGUGAGGAAAUCAGGGUGUUUCAAGCCACAAAGGAGAACAACAUCCAAGUGCCCUCGGACAAGCACUGGAUUGCAGAUCUGGCCUUUCUUGUGGACAUCACAGAGCUGCUGAAUAUCCUCAAUCUUCAGCUUCAAGGGAGAGACCAGAUAAUCACUCAGCUGUACGACCAUGUCAGAGCCUUCAAGCAAAAGCUCCAGUUGCUUAGCAGACAUCUCUUAACAGGAAAUUUGGCACAUUUUCCCAGCCUCAGAGAAGUUGGGUUGAUGGAGGAAGACACACCAAAAUACUGCAACAUUCUCAGCGAUCUUGUGGUGGAGUUUGACCAUCGCUUUGAGGAUUUUCGUGGAAACGAAGCAGCAUUUGAGCUGUUUGCCCAACCCUUUGCUGUAAAUGUGGAUGCAGUCAGUGAGGAGCUUCAAAUGGAACUUUUGGAGCUUCAGUCUGAUUCAGACCUCCGUUGCCGGUUUAGAGAGCUUUCUUUACAGGACUUUUACAAAUCUGUUCCUGCACACAGAUAUGGCAAGAUCCGCAAACAUGCACAGGUGAUGUUCUCCCUCUUUGGAAGUACCUAUGUCUGUGAGCAGGCAUUCAGCCUGAUGAAUCUUAAUAAGUCCAAACUGAGAAAUGCUUUAUCUGACUCUCACCUUCAUGACAUUCUCACUCUGUCAGUUAGUCAGCUGGAGCCUGAUAUUAAGAGACUUGUAAAAACCAAGGACAGGCUUCAUGUCUCCCACUGA